Messenger RNA from Closterium sp. Naga37s-1, 2919 nucleotides. Lineage: Eukaryota; Viridiplantae; Streptophyta; Zygnematophyceae; Desmidiales; Closteriaceae. The record is from the annotation of a GenBank genome assembly.
AUGGGCGCAGAACCGGACUCGCAGGGCGAAUCGACGCUGGACGAAUCAGUCCACGUGAGCGACGCGUACGGCGACGACGAGGAGUCGCAGUACGCAUCGGUCAGCAAGGUGGGUCGUCCACGUCGCAUGGUGUCGCAAGACAGAGACCCGGCGCGCGAGACGCACUACGUGCUGGUGGUGCACGGCACGUUCGACUCGCCGCCCGGCCCGGGGAACCCGCCGCCGUGGUACUUCCUGGACGCGAAGCGCGCCGACAACUUCUGCCACCUCAUCGCCAAGGACCUCGCCGCCACGCCGCUCGGCUUCGACGCCGUCUGGCGCCAACUGCCCGGUGCGCGGGGGGGGGGAGGCUUAUGGGAGAGAUGCGGGGAGCGGGGGGGAAUGGAAGGAUGUGCGGGGUGGGGGCAGCUGGCGGGCGAGGUGUGGGGAGAUGGGCGCAGCGACGUUAGUGACUCGCACGCGGGCAUGCGGCUGCGCGAGGACGUGCCGUACCCCUUCCACUGGUCGGGACACAACACGCACGAAUCGCGCAUCGAUGGUAAGCGCGCCUGGGGAGGUGUGGGUGAGCGUGUCCGGGGUGGUGAGCGGAGUGAGCGCGCCCGGGGGGAAGGGGGAAUGAGCGCGCCCAGGGAAAUGGAGGGUGUGCGGCAAGGGGCGGAUAACGGGCAGUGCGCUGCACAGGGCGGCACGGUCAUGCUUGGUCCGGGCAAGGCGUUGGCGCAGCUGAUCCACGCGGUGGGGCGCGCGGACCCGUCGGCGCGCGUGCACGUGGUGGCGCACAGCCACGGGGGGAACGUGGCGCUCAAGGCCGUGUCCAAGUACAUCUCCAUGCUCCGCCGCGACUCCCGCGACCCUGCGCGCGCCGCCCACGACCAGAUCACGGCCGCCUUCUGGGAGGCGCACGCGGAGGGGUACCGGAGCAUUAAGGAGCACCAGGAGGUGAAAGUGAGCGCCGUCUGGAUGCUGGCCUUUGCGCCCUUCCUGGUGGUGAAGCGGCCAUGGCGGGGCGACGAGGCGCUGGGCGCCUUCCCCUACGCCUACUUCCAACGCGUUGACUCCCUGCUCGGCCUCCCCAAGUCAGUGCCGCCCCCCUGCUCCACACCCACCCCUGCUCCACACCCACCCCUGCUCCACACCCACCCCUGCUCCACACCCACCCCUGCUGCACACCCACCCCUGCUGCACACCCACCCCUGCUCCACACCCACCCCUGCUCCACACCCACCCCUGCUCCACACCCACCCCUGCUGCACACCCACCCCUGCUGCACACCCACCCCUGCUGCACACCCUCCUCACUGCCCUCUGCUCCCCUCUCUCCCACACAUUUCUCCUCCGCCCACCAACUCCACGCGAGCACCAUACUAAUCCCACAACCCUGUACCCCACCCCCUUUUUCUCCCCCUCCCCCAGGGGGCGGCAGGCCAAGUACCUGCGCAAGAAGUGGGCGGGGAGCAGCAGCAGCAACUGCCUGGGCCGCAUGGUGUUCCUGGGCACGCCCUUCUACACCAAGCACUGGGACCCGCAGGCCGCUCUCACCACACUAACCCCGCACCCUGUACCCCUUCCCUUCUCCCUCUCCCGCUCUCUCCCCGCCAGGGUGCGGCAGGCCAAGUACCUGCGCAAGAAGUGGGCGGGGAGCAGCAGCAGCAACUGCUUAGGCCGAAUGGUGUUCCUGGGCACGCCCUUCUACACCAAGCACUGGGACCCGCAAGCCGCACUCACCAUGGCGGGCACCAUCCUGGGGCUCUCCGUGCUCGUGUUUGUCGUCAUCGUGGGCGCUGUCGUGUCGGUCAAGUAUGCCAUCUUCCAUGAAGUCAACACCGCUGAACUCACCGGCGGCGAGCUGACGUUCUGGGUGACAGUAGCACUGGUAUCAGUGGCAGUGGUGGUGUACAACACGUUGAGCAGCAAGCGCUACAGCGAUGGCAACGUGUACUUCACGGAGAAGAAGGCGUGGAGCCCCGCCAUGAGCGCCCUCGUGCUCAACGCCGGCAAGCUUGACGAGGCCGCCCUCGCACUCUCCACGGAGCCGCUCGUUCGUGCAUACCUCAUGCCACAAGUCAAGACCAUGCUGACCCCCGACCCAUGGCGCAUGCUGCGACCGUUCCCCGCCAAGACAUGGCUUGUGUCCCUGGCGAACCUGUACAACAACUGCUGGGUGGCGCUGUGGACGCUGGUGCUGGCGGUGCCGUACGUGGUGCUGUGGCUGCUCAACUUCUUCCUCGUGCCCUACUUCUGCAACCAGCUGCUGCGCCUCUUCAUCACCCUCGGCUUCGGCCUGCAGAAGAACGAGUUGGACUGUGCGCAGGUGUACGUGGAGGAGUGGCUGCGCCUUCCCCCAGCAACGCACAGCAUAGCGCAUUGGAACGUGCAGAAGAUCCUCACAGCCGCCACGCUCGACCAGCUCAAGGACCUCCGCAAGCGAUCGGUGAUACCAGGCGAGGUGGCGGCAACGGAGGAGGCGUUGAUGGAGGCGCACACACAGCUCGUGGAUCCCCACGCCAUUGCUCAGCGCUGGCGCUUCCUCUGGGACGAUGUGGAGUUGGAGAGGAAGGCGGAGGAGUCAACCACGCUGGCGCUGCUCAAGAACCAGGUGGCCUUCAUGGCGCACAACCCCCGCAUCUCCAGAGUGGCGUUUGAGCGCGAGUUGAAGGUGGUGUGUGUGACCCUGGAGGAGAGGUACAAGGACAUGACGGGCAACGUGGAGCUGUCCCACGGCAGCUACUUCCGCAACCACGUGGUCAUCGCCGUCAUCGCACACUUCCUGGCGCACGGAGAGGUGCCCAGCUGGGCGCCACAGCUGGGCGAGAUGACCCCGCCCGCUCACAAGCCCGCCAAGAAGGGCCCCAUGUCGCGCCUCUUCAGCCGCCGCAUCACACCCACCCCUGACGACCUCGACACCACCCCCUCACAAUAA